Carassius auratus (goldfish) is the source of this 1448-nucleotide messenger RNA. RefSeq names its product protein lifeguard 4-like. Gene Ontology annotation, cellular component: membrane. The transcript has 7 exons. The record is from RefSeq and is a predicted model, not a curated record. Gene Ontology annotation, biological process: negative regulation of apoptotic process. The coding region runs from base 80 to 790 and encodes 236 amino acids. Lineage: Eukaryota; Metazoa; Chordata; Actinopteri; Cypriniformes; Cyprinidae.
CCACAGAACGAGACGGUAGAGAGCGUCUUAUUAUCUCUUGUGUUUAUGAUUAAAUGAUACGCGUUUAAUUCGAUCAAACAUGAAUGAGGAGAAGUAUCCGCGAUCAUCCAUUGAGGAUGAUUUUAAUUAUGGCACGAACGUCGCGACGGCGAGUGUCCACAUCCGGAUGGAUUUCCUCCGCAAGGUCUACACCAUCCUGUCAUUGCAGAUUAUUGUCACCACUGCUGUAUCUGCCCUUUUCAUGCUCUGUAACCCCAUAAAAAUCUUUGUGCAUGAAAGUCCCGUGCUGGUGUUGAUAUCUGCUAUCGGGUCCCUUAUCCUUCUCCUUGCCUUGGCUGUGUACCGUCACCAGCACCCUGUCAAUCUUUACUUGCUGUUUGGAUUUACUCUGUUGGAAUCUCUGUCUGUAGCCACUGCAGUGUCAUUUUAUGAGUACACCAUAGUGCUCCAGGCCUUUGUGCUCACGUCUGCUGUGUUCCUGGGUCUCACUGCCUACACUUUCCAGUCUAAAAGAGACUUCAGCAAACUCGGAGCCAGUCUGUUUGCUGGCCUGUGGAUCUUGAUCAUUGCAAGCUUUAUGAGGCUUUUCUUCUACAAUGACACGAUGGAGUUGGUCUUCGCUGGGGCUGGAGCUCUGCUGUUCUGCGGGUUCAUUAUUUUCGAUACUCACUUGCUGAUGCAUAAGCUGUCACCGGAGGAGCACGUCCUGGCAUCCAUCAAUCUGUACCUGGACAUAGUCAACCUGUUCAUCUACAUCCUGCGCAUCCUCGACUCCAUGAAGAAACACUGAAUGUUAGAUGCUCCUCUUCACUUUCUGAAGUGAAUUCUGGGUGCAGUGCUGGGAGUGGUAUAAAAAUAAUAUUCUUUCAUUUAAUAGAUUCCAUAUAAAUUAAAUAAUGUUGUAACUAAUCAAAUAAUAAAGAUUUGCACACAAAAAAUGUAUACAACAAUCUAAAAUAUUUAUUUGAAUAAAAGUCUUCAAAAAAUCACUGAAUAUAAGACAUUAAUGUCUUUGCAUUGCAGUUUUUGCAGUGUUCAGAAUAAAUGGAGUAUGUGUGCUUUUCUUCUAACUGGGCAUUAACAGCAAGCUCCUCAAGACACUCUUAUUGCGAUGUAGUUUCCCAACCAGCUGAAUACUUUCAGCUUGCAAAUCGGUAUUUGUAAUUUAAUGGCCGCAUGAAUUUUGCAAACCUGAUUGUACAACUUAACUUGAUCUGCUGUGUUGAUUAGAUUUCUGUCGACUGUAGUGUGACUUGUAAUCCAUGGUGAUUUUGCAUAUUUAAUUAGGUGUUGUUGUGAAUCAGUGUUUAUGGAUUGGGAACAAACUGUAUUUGAAGCCUGAGACUCUUUUCUUUAAUUUAGACUUGUAUGUGGGAUCUUAAUGAAUAACUUAAAUUCUAAUUAGACAAUCUUACUAAAAAAAAAAAAAAACUAUAAUGAAAUCAAAA